Culex quinquefasciatus (southern house mosquito) is the source of this 2825-nucleotide messenger RNA. It is a transcript of the gene LeuRS-m, whose product is annotated as probable leucine--tRNA ligase, mitochondrial. Gene Ontology annotation, molecular function: ATP binding; leucine-tRNA ligase activity. Bases 125 to 2791 code for a protein of 888 amino acids. Gene Ontology annotation, cellular component: mitochondrion. The record is from RefSeq and is a predicted model, not a curated record. Gene Ontology annotation, biological process: leucyl-tRNA aminoacylation; mitochondrial translation. The transcript is spliced from 4 exons. NCBI's taxonomy places the organism in Eukaryota, Metazoa, Arthropoda, Insecta, Diptera, Culicidae.
ACAGUUCGGGUUCAAGUUGUGUAAUUUACGCGGUUUCAGUCGAGUUUUACGCAAAAUGCUUUGGUUUUUUCUUGUGAUUUUUUAUUAGAUUGAAAGAAAUUGUGGUGAACUUUAAGUUUGAACGAUGAGGUUACUGAAAUUAGCUGGUUCAGGACCAUCUUUUGCCAGAUAUUCACUCGGAAACAGAUCAACAUGGCUCCGGAAGUUUAGCUCCGCAACCGGCGUGAAUCUAUCGGACCGCGACCUCACGUCCGCCAUGAAGCUGGAUAUGGAGCGCAAGUGGCGCUCAAAUCUGGGCGACGCCCGGUUUGAUCCGGCGAGCGAAGCCCCGAAGCGGUACGUGCUGGCCAUGUUUCCGUACCCGUCCGGGAAUCUGCACAUGGGCCACGUGCGUGUGUACACAAUUAGUGACGCGAUGGCACGGUUCUAUCGGUUGAACGGGCUCAACGUGCUGCAUCCGAUGGGUUGGGACGCGUUCGGAUUGCCAGCGGAGAAUGCGGCCAUUCAGCGACGGAUUCCGGCGGAUCGGUGGACCAAGCAGAACAUUGGCCAGAUGAGGGAGCAGCUGGAGAUGUUGCAGUUUAGUUUCGACUGGGGGCGCGAGUUUGCGACAUGCGAUCCGGAGUAUUACCGGUGGACGCAGAAGCUGUUUUUGAUGUUGUUUGAGGAUGGGCUGGCUUACCAGAAGGAAGCGCUGGUCAAUUGGGAUCCGGUGGAUGAGACGGUGUUGGCGGACGAGCAAGUUGAUGAUAAUGGGUGCUCCUGGCGUUCCGGGGCCAAAGUGGAGAAGAAGGUGCUGAGGCAGUGGUUCAUCAAGACGACGCGAUUUGCUAAAUCGCUGCUUGAUGGGCUGUCCGAUCCGACGCUGGAAGACUGGAAAGAUAUAAUAAAGUUGCAGAAACAUUGGAUCGGUGAUUGCGACGGGUACACGUUUGAGCUGAAGGUUGUUGGUGAAGACCGGAGGGUUCCAAUUUGGAGCCAAGAUCCGAAGCAUUUGAAGGAAGCGCUGUUUGUGGCGAUAAGUCCAGAGAAUCUGCUGAAUAGUUCCAAGAUUACUGGAGGCAAAUUGCUCCUCACAUUGGAGAAUCCAAUUUCAGGAAGACCACUUCCGGUUAUCGUAACAGAAAAUGUCAAAUUCCCCGAAGGCAACGACUUCUACUUGGGCGUAGCUUCAGUUGAAGAAGAUCGUCAGCUAGCCGAAUCCUUCCAACUUACGACAAACGUAUCAAAUGCUGAAGAUUCCUCCAACGAAAACAUUCUUCAACUAGUCAAAGAACACAACCUUGGCGCCUACCCGGUUAGCUCGAAGCUCCGCGACUGGCUCAUCUCCCGACAACGCUUCUGGGGAACGCCAAUCCCAAUCAUCCACUGCCCAAGCUGCGGAACCGUCCCCGUUCCAGACUCGCAACUACCAAUCGAACUCCCGCUCGACUCCGUUGGCAUUCCUCUCGCUCAAAAUGCCCAAUGGCUCGCAACGACCUGCCCCAAAUGCCAAUCCCCGCAAGCGAAACGCGAGUCCGACACGAUGGACACCUUCGUCGACAGUUCCUGGUACUUUCUCCGUUUCCUCGACCCCAAAAACGAACAGGAUCUCUUCAGUCCCAAACUCGCCCACCGUCUCAUGCCGGUAGAUCUCUACGUCGGGGGGAAAGAGCACGCCGUCCUGCACAUGUACUACGCGCGCUUCAUGAACCACUACCUGCACAGCAAGGGUCUCAUCUCUUCAUCCGAGCCGUUCAAACGUCUACUCGUGCAAGGCAUGGUCAUGGGGCGCUCGUUUCGACUUAAAGGCAGCGGCAAGUACAUUCCGGCGGCCGAGGUCGAUCUGGUGGACGAGAAGAAGAACAAAGCCGUGGAGAGGGCGACGGGAGCGCCGGUGGUGGCGCUAUGGGAAAAGAUGUCCAAGUCCAAGCUGAACGGCGUCGAUCCGCUAGAUGUGCUGAAGAAGCACGGCUGCGACACGCUGCGGUUAAUUAUGCUGGCCGAUGUGGCGCCCACCUCGCACCGGAACUGGUCGGAUGCAACCUUUCCCGGCAUCCUGAACUGGCAGAAGCGCAUCUGGAUGACGAUGCACGACUACCACAAGCUCCGCUCGGAAUCCGCCCUGUCCCCUCCGGACUCCCCCGAAUUCCGCGCGGCAGACCUCAAACUGUGGGACGCGCGCAAUUACUUCACCGCGGGCGCCACCUUCAACUACCGCCACUCGCACCAGCUGAGCGUGGGUAUCUCCAAGAUGCAGGGCCUCACCAACGCCAUCCGGAGGGCCCCACCCGAGGUGGUCACGUACGGGGCGCACUACGAGCGCGCCAUCGCCGCCCAGAUCGUGAUGUUGGCCCCGAUGGCACCGCACUUUGCCUCCGAGCUGUGGCAGCGGUUUGUGGCGCUUCCGGGGCGGAUCAACGGGGAGUGCGGGGAGAUUCGGUGGGAUCGGGGCGUGUUUGAGCAGCGGUGGCCCGUCGUGGACGACGAGUACGGGCUGGAUUUGACGUUCAAGGUCAACGGGUUCGAGUGCUGCGUGCUCAAGAUUCCAACCAGAGAGCUCAACCAGCUGACUCACGAGCGUUCGCGCGAGCUGGCAUUCCAGCAGGACGACGUGCUCGGCUACAUUGGGCUGCGAAAGGUGCGCGCCACCGACUUUGUGCUCUAUCCCGGCUGUGAUGCGAUUCUGAGCAUAACGCUGGAGCAGCUGUCCAAGGAAGACAAACGACAGCUCGAGGGCGAGGGCAAACUGCUGGCCAGUAAAAAGGACAAAAAGAAGAAGAAAAAGCAGAAGCAAUCGGUGCAGCAAUAGUGAAUCUAACAGUUGAUUGUUUGUGAAAAGUUUA